AGGAGCCUGUCCCGGCAAAGGGGAGUCAGGCUUUGCCACGAGAAAGCUGUGUGGCACUGAGCCAGUGCGUCUCUGGUCGCAGCUACCCCACUUUGAAAAUAAGACAGUGAACUCGGGGAUGGCCCAGAGCUCUGCAGACCCGACAUUGUCAUAAGGCGUUGUGUAGGGGGGGUGUUGGGGGGUAGCCAGGGCCAGCUCAGGAGGGCUCAGGCCUUCUUAGGGGCAGCCUGGGGCCCCAGGGACAGACCUGGGAUGGCUUGGGCAGGCCAGGAAGGGAAGCAGAGGAGGCCAGGAGCCUACUUCCCGGUACCAGAGGCCAGGAGGCUUGCGGAGGUGGGGGAGGAAGUCCCCUCCUGAGCUGGUCACUCCCAGAGGACUGGCUGGGGCGGGGCCGCCCAUGGAAAGCCGAUCUGAGCUCUGGGGCCACCUUUACGCCCGCUGCCGCCCAGCUGCCCAGGAGCCCGGGAGUCCAGCCAGGCAUUCAGGACUCCUGCACGCCCUGCCAUGUUCAUGGCAUCCACCACCUCAGCUGUGCCCUGGCACCUCUCUCAACCUACCCCAGCAGGCAACAGCAGUGAAGGGGAGCUGUUGACUGCCCGGGACCCGCUGCUAGCCCAGGCAGAGCUGGCCCUGCUCUCCACCGUCUUCGUGGCCGUGGCCCUGAGCAAUGGCCUGGUUUUGGGGGCCCUGGUGCGGCGGGGCCGGCGGGGCCGCUGGGCACCGAUGCACGUCUUCAUCGGCCACCUGUGCCUGGCCGACCUGGCCGUAGCUCUGUUCCAAGUGCUGCCCCAGCUGGCCUGGGAUGCCACCGACCGCUUCCGUGGGCCCGAUGCCCUGUGCCGGGCAGUCAAGUACCUGCAGAUGGUGGGCAUGUAUGCCUCCUCCUACAUGAUCCUGGCCAUGACGCUGGACCGCCACCGUGCCAUCUGCCGCCCCAUGCUGGCACACCGCCACGGAGGUGGCACUCAUUGGAACCGGCCGGUGCUGCUGGCCUGGGCCUUCUCGCUGCUCCUCAGCCUGCCCCAGCUCUUCAUCUUUGCCCAGCGUGACGUGGAUGGUAGCGGGGUCCUUGACUGCUGGGCCCACUUUGCCGAGCCCUGGGGCCUCCGCGCCUAUGUCACCUGGAUCGCCCUGAUGGUGUUUGUGGCUCCUGCCCUGGGUAUUGCUGCCUGUCAGGUGCUCAUCUUCCGGGAGAUUCAUGCCAGCCUGGGGCCGGGGCCAGUGCCGAGGGCCGGCGGGCCCCGCCGAGGGUGCCGGCCGGGCGGCCCUGCCGAGGGAGCCCGGGUGUCGGCGGCCGUGGCCAAGACAGUGAGGAUGACGCUGGUAAUCGUCAUAGUGUACGUGCUGUGCUGGGCGCCCUUCUUCCUUGUGCAGCUGUGGGCCGCGUGGGACCCGGAGGCACCGCGGGAAGGGCCUCCCUUCGUGUUGCUCAUGCUGCUGGCCAGCCUCAACAGCUGUACCAACCCCUGGAUCUACGCCUCCUUCAGCAGCAGCGUCUCCUCCGAGCUGCGAAGCCUGCUCUGCUGCACCUGGAGGCGCACCCCGCCCAGCCCGGGGCCCCAAGAAGAGUCAUGCGCCACAGCCAGCUCCUUCUUGGCCAAGGACACCCCCUCCUGAGAAAUCGGGGUGGCAGCGGGGGCAGUGGGGGUGGGCGCUGCUUUCCUUCUAGAGGCUCCACGGAACUCAGCUGACCGCCCACAAACUGGCUCCACGGGGGCCCGGCCGAGACAUGCAGCCAGCCAGUGGAAGUCCUGGGGGCCCAGGGGGCAAAAAAAGGCGGUUGGGUCAGGGGCCAUCCUUGCCCCCACCCUGUCUUGUCCCCCUUGGCCCUCCCUUCUGACCUUGCCUCAUAAAAACUCCGGCUCAUUUUCCA
Messenger RNA from Bubalus bubalis (water buffalo), 1873 nucleotides. It is a transcript of the gene AVPR2, whose product is annotated as arginine vasopressin receptor 2. Bases 505 to 1617 code for a protein of 370 amino acids. NCBI's taxonomy places the organism in Eukaryota, Metazoa, Chordata, Mammalia, Artiodactyla, Bovidae. Gene Ontology annotation, molecular function: peptide binding; vasopressin receptor activity. Gene Ontology annotation, cellular component: membrane. The record is from RefSeq and is a predicted model, not a curated record. The transcript has 4 exons. Gene Ontology annotation, biological process: G protein-coupled receptor signaling pathway; positive regulation of vasoconstriction; regulation of systemic arterial blood pressure by vasopressin.